CCGUGGAGGCGGCGGCGGCGGCCGCGAGCGCCAGUCGGUGGCAAACACAUGUACCCGCAGCAGGUGCCGGCCGGGUACCGAGUGCGACGCGCGCGCACCUCAGCGCGAUCCUGGUGACCGGGAGGCGUUUCCGCCGAAGUGUCUCCGUGACAUUCGCGCUUGCACCGUGGUUGACACACUUUGUGGUAUCGUUGUGACCGCGGCAGUCAGUAACGGUCGCGGUGUUUUGUCGCCCGCGUGAGGCGAGGCGGGUCCGUGUGCGGGACCGUGGACUGCACCUGCACGAUGAACAACCACCACGCGGCCGGCGCCGGGGCGGGCCAGCACGCCGCCGCCCCCGCCGUGCCCCCGCGGCUCUCGGGGGAGCGGCGCAACUCGGCCGCCAAGUGGUCGCUGUCGACCAUCGCCGAGGCUGACCGGGCCGCCAUCCUGGGCCGCAAGAAGUGGCCCCAGCACGUCGCCGCGCUGUCUGCGACCCUCACGUCCCUGGUCGGCGGCGCCGUCCUGGGCUGGACCUCGCCCAUCCUGGGCCGCGUGCACAUCCUGGGACCGAUCGGGUCCUGGGUGGCGUCCCUGGCGCCGCUGGGCGCGCUCGUCGGCGCAGCGCUGGCGGGCUGGGCGGCCAACUCGGCCGGCCGCAGGACCCUCAUCCUGGCCCUCAUCCUGCCCAACCUGGCGGGCUGGGGCGUGCUCGUGGCCGUGGGCAACAACGUGGAGGAGGCGCUCGCCGAGAAGGUCGACAUGCUCUACGCCGGCCGACUGCUCACGGGGCUCUGCGCCGGCGCGGCCACGGUGCUCGUGCCGAUGUACUCGUCCGAGAUCGCCGACUCCGUGACCCGGGGCACGGUCGGCGUGUACCUGGACCUCAGCCUCACCGUCGGCAUCCUCCUGGCGUACAUCGUGGGCGGAUGGGGCGGACAGACGGUGCUGUCGGGGCUGUGCGGCGCGCUGUCCAUCUUCGCCGCCGCCGUGUUCUUCUUCAUGCCCGAGUCCCCGCAGUUCCUGGUGGUGAAGGGUCGCCGCGCCGAGGCCGAGGAGGCACUGCGAUGGCUGCGGACGGGCUCCAGUGCGCCCCCGCCCAAAGGCCAAAACGGACCGCGCGGCGACGUCACGAGCGAGCUGGACGCCAUGACCCGCCUGGCCGUGGAGUCCGAGGAGCGGGAGCGUGCAUCCGGCGGCAUCCUCGGCGCGGUGCGAGGCCUGUGCGGGAAGGGUGGCGCGUCGCCAACCUCAAGGGCUGUGGUGCUGGUCGUCGUCCUCAUGGCCCUGCAACAGCUGUCCGGAAUCGACGCCAUCAUCUUCUUCCUGCAGACCAUCUUUCAGAAGUCAGCCAGCUCGCUGGACCCCACGACCUCGUCCAUAGUGGUGGGCGUGGUGCAGGUGGCCGCCACCCUGGUGGCUGCGCUGUUGGUGGAGAGGGCGGGUCGCCGGCUGCUGCUCGGGGUCUCCGGCUCUCUCAUGGCUGCCUCGCUAGCCGCCCUGCUCGUCUACUUCCUCUUCCACAAAGAGCUCGAGGUUGACCUCAACGCCUUCAGCUGGCUACCCAUCAGCUGCCUGUCGGCCUUCGUGUUCGUGUACUGCAUUGGCUUCGGCCCGCUGCCCUUCCUCAUGAUGGCCGAGUUCCUGCCGCUGGAGGCGCGGUCCUGGGGUUGCGGCCUGGCUACCUGCGUCAACUGGAGCCUCAUGUUCGUGGUGGUGCGCGUCUUCAACCUGCUCCUCAACAACAUCGGCGAGGCGGCCACCUUCGGCAUCUUCUGCGCCAUCUGCAUCCUGGGCACCCUGUUCGUGCUCACGCUCGUGCCCGAGACGCAGGGCAAGACGCCGACCGAGAUCCGGCAGUACCUUCAGGAUCGUGAGAUCCACACCGUCACCAGGAGGAUGUCCACCCCCGGCGGAGUGGUGUGAGGCCCGGCCGGCGGCCAACCGAGCCAAAGAUGGACUCCAAUGUCUUCAGCGGGGUUGGAUUUAAAAGAAAAAAAUGGGUAGCUCCUUGAUUGAUGAAAGCCAUAUCAAUGCAUCACUGCUACCUCACUUGAUUUCUCUAUUUAUAAUCUGUUAAUCACAAUCUUAUGUGUGUAUAUUUUUCCAGGUUGUGCGAGUGUGUCAGUGAGAGAGUGCGAGCGUGUCUUUGUGUGUGUAUGCAUGAUGAGUCAAUAUAUUGUACAUUUAUGAAAAUAGUUCUGCUUUGAUUUUCAUUAGGUCUGCUACCAUGUGGGACCAAGCAUAAAGAUACUCAGUGUAAGAUUAUUCAGUUCAGGAAACAUUCAGUGUUUUUAUUUUUCCCCCAUUUCAUUCAUUGAUUUCACCUUCAUAGCUCAAUUAAAUGAGAUCACUGUAAUAAUUUCAAUAGAAAUUGUGAAAAAUAAAUAAUUCUUCAAUUGGAACAAUUCAA
Molecule: messenger RNA, 2392 nt
Organism: Frankliniella occidentalis (western flower thrips)
Lineage: Eukaryota; Metazoa; Arthropoda; Insecta; Thysanoptera; Thripidae
Product: facilitated trehalose transporter Tret1
Exons: 6
Coding region: 286-1905 (539 amino acids)
Biological process (GO): transmembrane transport
Cellular component (GO): membrane
Molecular function (GO): transmembrane transporter activity
Source: RefSeq, a predicted model, not a curated record